GAGGACUCGUUUCUAAUCUCAAUCUUUAUGCUUUGACGAGAUCUCUCUAUACAAACACCCUCUUCUAGCCAGGAAUCUGCCGAUAUACGGCCCUCGUUACCAUGGGCCUACCAGAUGAUUCCCACAAACAAGGCGUGCAGCAUGUCGAGCAGAACAAUGCAGUCAGCGAUGCCAUCAAAGCCGUAGAGAAUCGUGACCUAGAGCGGAUCGAGGAAACCAAACCAGGUACCUUUGUCUGGCUCUGCGUUGCGGCAACUGCGAUUGGCGGCAUGCUCUUCGGCUACGACACUGGUGUUAUAUCCGGUGUGCUUGUUGUCAUCGGCAAAGACCUCGAUAGUAAAGAGCUCACUCACUCAGAAAAGGAGUUGAUCACGGCAGUCACCGCAGCCGGGGCCUUGAUUGGUGCUGUCAUUGCUGGCAUAACUGCUGACAAGUACGGAAGAAAACCUGCUAUUUGGUUCGCCUCUGUCCUCUUUACUAUUGGGGCUCUGCUUCAGGCCACCUCUUUCACGAUUGCGCAAAUGACGGUUGGUCGACUUGUGAUAGGAUUUGGUGUCGGAUCUGCAUCUAUGAUCGUACCAUUAUACAUCGCGGAAAUUUCACCUGCUAGGUUCCGAGGCCGAAUGAUCUCAAUCGACAUGAUCUUCCUCGGUGCCGGAUCCGUGCUUGCGUACGCCUUUGCCGCAGCCUUCAACGCAACAGCGCAUGGCUGGAGAUACAUGGUUGGGCUUGGUGGUGUUCCGUCGGUGAUACUUGGUAUCCUCCUAUUCUGGUGCCCAGAGUCGCCCCGUCAACUUAUGUUCCACGGCCACCGGGAUGACUGUAUCCGUGUUCUGAAGCAAAUCUACCCCAACGGCAGCGAAGAUGAAGUUGCGGACAAGGUCAUCUCUAUUGAGCGCGGCGUCAACCAGGCCAAGGUCCUCAACGAAGAAAUCUCCCUUCGAAAGUCCGUCACCAGCCUAUUCAAGGUUCCAGCCAAUCUACGGGCGGUCACUUCGGCUUGUGGCCUCAUGGCUGCUCAGCAGUUAUGUGGCUUUAAUUGUUUGAUGUACUACAGCGCGAGUCUGUUCCAGAUCGUCGGCUUCUCGAACCCCAUUGCUGUCGGUACCGUUGUGGCUGGCACCAACUUCAUAUUCACAGUCUUAUCAAUCUUCCUUAUUGACAGAAUCGGUCGGCGAAGAAUCCUACUCUGGACGAUGUGGGGCAUGCCUGUCUGCCUCGCAAUCGCCGCCAUUGCGUUCCACUGGAUCCCCCUGGACAACAACACUUUGGAGCUGACCACAAGAGAGGUGGGCUGGUCCGCAAACCUGGUUCUUGUUGCGAUGAUCAUGUUCGUGGCGUUCUAUGCUGCCGGCCUAGGCUGUGUCCCAUGGCAAGCGAACGAAUUUCUCCCAAUGGAAGUCCGAGCUAUGGGUACUAUGAUGAUUAACAUCUUCAACUGGGGUCCCAACAUUAUCGUCUCUUCGACAUUCUUGUCAAUGAUGCGGGGUAUGACUCCUUCAGGCACCUUUGGUCUUUACGCUGGGUUGUCGUUCUUUGGCUGGGUAUUUGUGAUCUUUUGCUUCCCGGAAGCGGCAAAUAUGACAUUGGAGGAGAUCAGAGUGGUUUUCGAGCACGGCUUUGGCGUAAGAUAUGCCGAGGAGUGGCGAAAGCAAAGAAAGCUCGACGUUCAAGCCCGGAAACAAGAGAACACUGUGUGAAAGACGGCCUGCGAC
Molecule: messenger RNA, 1715 nt
Organism: Colletotrichum godetiae
Lineage: Eukaryota; Fungi; Ascomycota; Sordariomycetes; Glomerellales; Glomerellaceae
Product: myo-inositol transporter
Exons: 2
Coding region: 102-1700 (532 amino acids)
Biological process (GO): myo-inositol import across plasma membrane
Cellular component (GO): membrane
Molecular function (GO): myo-inositol:proton symporter activity
Source: RefSeq, a predicted model, not a curated record